Molecule: messenger RNA, 1704 nt
Organism: Amaranthus tricolor (Joseph's coat)
Lineage: Eukaryota; Viridiplantae; Streptophyta; Magnoliopsida; Caryophyllales; Amaranthaceae
Product: polyadenylate-binding protein RBP45-like
Exons: 7
Coding region: 216-1466 (416 amino acids)
Cellular component (GO): cytosol
Molecular function (GO): mRNA binding
Source: RefSeq, a predicted model, not a curated record
CUUUUCAACUCAAUACGAUAAAAAUAUGAAUGAAGGGCAAAAUCAUUGUCGAGAAUAAAUAGACCGCCUCACUGACAUACGAAAUAUCUCCUCUCACACAAUUGUGUAUCCGAGGGUUAGGAAAAGGAAACUCCCAACAUCUAUUUUCUUUUCUCCUCCUAUUCGCGCUCUCCACAACUCUCCAUCUAGGGUUUCCUUUCCCUAAAUCAAACAAUAUGCAUCAACCAUCCGCCGGCGUUGUUCCGCCUCCCAUGCCCCCCCAACUCGAUCCAACUCAGCAACAACCACUGUCUCAAUACGGCCAGCCACCGCAGCAGCAGCCAUGGAUGAUGAUGGCUCCACCUCCUCAACAGCCUCAACAACCAUCUUAUCCGCCUCAGAUGUGGCCUCCUCAACAACAGUCGGGUAUGCCUCCUCCUCAGCUUCCACAGGCUCCGCCUCAGCAGUAUUCCAUGUCUUCUGCUGCCAAUCCUGAUGAGAUUCGUUCGCUUUGGAUCGGUGAUUUACAGUAUUGGAUGGAUGAAACUUAUAUUCAUAGUUGUUUUGCUGCUUCAGGAGAGGUUGUAAAUGUGAAGGUUAUCCGAAAUAAGCAAACCAGUCUUUCAGAAGGUUAUGGUUUUAUAGAAUUUGUUAACCGAGCUGCAGCUGAAAGGGUUCUAACUACGUACAAUGGUACAUUGAUGCCACAAACUGAACAGGCCUUCAGACUGAAUUGGGCAACACUUGGUGCUGGUCAGAGGCGCCAAGAUGAUGCUUCCGAUUACACAGUUUUUGUUGGAGAUCUAGCAGCAGAUGUUACUGAUGUUAUGCUUCAAGAUGCAUUCCAUACUCAUUAUUCGUCUGUUAAGGGUGCAAAGGUUAUUACUGAUCAUAUUACAGGGCGUUCUAAAGGGUAUGGAUUUGUGAUGUUUGCCGACGAGAGUGACCAACAACGUGCGAUGACUGAAAUGAAUGGAGUUGUCUUGUCAACCAGGCCAAUGAGGAUUGGCGCAGCUGCCAAUAAAAAAUCUGCCAAUGUUCAGCAGAAUGAGUCUUAUCAGAAUGCACAGGGAAAUCCAGGCGCAAAUGAUCCCAAUAACACUACUAUAUUUGUUGGUGGUUUGGACCCCAAUGUUACUGAUGAUCAGUUAAGACAAGUGUUCAGCUCAUAUGGUGAAUUGGUUCAUGUGAAAAUACCAGUAGGCAAGGGUUGUGGUUUUGUGCAGUUUGCAAGCAGAGCUGCAGCUGAGCAAGCAUUGGCAGCAUUGAAUGGAGCCACAAUAGGUUCACAAAAUGUAAGGCUUUCUUGGGGCCGUAGUCCGUCAAGUAAACAGGCACAACCUAGUCAGGCUCAGUGGAAUGGAGCAUAUUACGGAUAUCCUCAGGGAUACGAUGCCUAUGGAUAUGCAGCAGCUCCUCAGGAUCCUAACAUGUAUUAUGCAAAUUAUGCGGCUGGAUAUGGAAAUUACCAACAAACACAGCAGUGAUUUCUUUUCUUGAUGUGGUGUGCGGUUAAGGAAGUCGAUGAUUAACAAUACAAUUUCAAGAGAUUUGGUAGAUGAAUUUUGGUGGGAUCAUAUAUUGUAGCUUCUCUUGUCCCUUUUUUAAAUGUUCUACUUGAUCUAUGCAGGGUAUUCGUUCUAUUCCGGUCCUCUAAACCUUUCAAGCUUUUGAUUUUGUGACUUUGUGUUUCUGAAUUGCAUUUAUGAAAUAGUAGAUCGUUUA